AGAAGUUGUGGCAGUAAACAUACAGCAUUGAACGGUAAAAUUGCGAAGCACCUUCGCACGUACCAGUACGGGAUUUAUUUUUAAUUUGACAUUCUAUGGAAAACUGCUGGUUUUUCAAAACGUUUUGUGUUGCAGUGUUAGUGGAAAAACACGUGCCGCGUGACAUUUCGUGUACAUCCUAAACCAUAGCCGAUGCUGGGGGUGUCAAAUCUGCCCUGUUAACCAGUAGUUGGCUGGAAACGCAUUACUGACACACAUUCCAAAUCUUCCGUGGAGUGUGUACGUACGCACAGGAAUUGUGAAACAUUUAGUUUUAGAAGUGGAACAGCACGUGAGCAACCGUAUCUCAGACAGAACAACCCGCGGUUCUAGGAAAUCAAUGUUAUUGAUGUAAGAAGUGUUUUACAGCUGCUCAAACCAACGUUGCUGAUAACAUCGUAAAUUGCUAUUGUUGCACUCAAGUACCACGCUACGACUCGAAUCGGAUGCUAGACGCAUCCAGUCUGGACGGAAGAAUUCACUUCUUCCGCACUGAUCGCAGCUCCUCUCGGCGGCAGACCACGUACAGUUCCGAACAUCCGUUUAAGCCUACGGCAACCCGAAAAUUUUGAUAACAUCUUAUCGAAGCGCGUUCCACGUGAAAUCAGAUUCGGCCGAACCCUAUAGCCUGUGUUUUCCCUAGCUGAAUACACACGCUGUCAACGCUGACGCUCUGUUGGCGUAGAAAAGAGCUGUUGACUAGGGGCAAAUGUACGCAUGCGGCCAGCGCAGUCGGGUGUAGGGUGCCUCACACAUUGAGCGAAAAAAAAUCGGCACAUUCCAAUCGAUACCUGGGUUGACAUAGCUACGCGGGUAACCCUAGGCUAAUCAAUUUUGAAGUUGCAACACUUUAGAUUUAUUUACCAAGGGCUAGGUUUGAUACAAUCUUCGUCACUUAGAAGUCUUCCAGUUGCAUUCCGGACGCGUGUUGGAUAAUAGGAACUCUUCGUUCGCACGAGAUGAGUGACGGCGGUCGGUCAAAAGUGAUGGAGUUCUAUCGGGAUUCGACGGUGCUGAUAACCGGUGCCAGCGGCUUUGUCGGGCAGGUUCUGCUGGAGAAAAUUCUGCGCUGCUUGGAGGUACGGCGAGUGUAUGUUAUGAUUCGAUCCAAGCGAAAUUUAAACGCUGAGGAUAGGCUGGAGAAAAUGCUGAAAGGUCAGCUGUUCGACCGGAUACGGGACGACCCGCUGGUGUCCCGGGAGCUGAGAAGCAAAGUGGUACCGGUGGAGAUUAAGCUGGAAGGUGCCGAUGAGUUGAUCGUCGACGAUCUGAACAGCAAACUGCAGGAGCAAGUGGAAAUUGUGUUCAAUCUGUUGGCUUCGGUGAACUUCAAUGAACCGUUGGAUUGUGCGUUGAAAACUAACGUGGAAUACACGGAUCGGUUGCUGGGUUUGGUCAGUCGAAUGAAACGACUGAAAUCGGUCAUCCAUGUGUCGACAUUCUAUUCGAACUGUGACAAGAGUUUCAUCGAAGAGCGCAUCUACGAUGACAUAAGCUUCGGCGGUUACGCGAAUAUAAUGAACAUUGUUUCCAAGCUAAAUGACACGGAAAAGCAACUAUUGACAGAGCAUCUCAUCGGGGAUUUUCCGAAUACUUACACCUUCAGUAAGAAGUGUGCUGAAGUGCUGAUAUUAGAUAAGUUUAAAUCGUUGCCGAUUGGAAUAUUUCGUCCGCCCAUUGUGAGUUCAACGUACCGAGAACCGGUUCCUGGUUGGAUAGACAACUUCAAUGGGCCAUCCGGAAUGGUUGUUCCCCUUUCCGAAGGCCUCUACAGUGCAGCUUUGCUAGAUUCCAGAAAACGGCCGUUCAUUGUUCCGGUAGACUACUGUGUCAACGCUCUACUGUCCAGUGCGGUUGAUGUCCAGCGACGUCACAUGCGAGGGUCGGAAAUUCCAGUCUACAACUACACAGAUUCCAGCUGCAAUUUAACAUGGGGUGAAAUAGUAAAUCGAUUCUUCCAAGGACUCACUUUUGGAAAGCGCUUGUUGGCGACAUAUCUAACCGGAACGGUUACUCGCAAUCCACUACACUAUUCCAUGUGCAAGCAGAUUAUGCGUCUUCAGGCAUCGCUACUGGAUCUGCUGCGCAGAGCAAGCGGACGUAGUCCCGUUAUGGGGCCGAUAUUCGAGCGAAUGAUAACCUUGAGUGAACUGUUGCGGUUCUUCUGCGUCAACGAGUGGCAGAUGGAAAAUGGAAACGUCAAACAGAUGCUGGCAGAGGCUAGCGUACUCGAGGCGAGAGUGUUCCCAUUCGAUCUUUCCAAAGUGAACUGGGAUGAGUAUUACAGGAAUUUCGUUCCCGGGGUGGUCAAGUAUGCCGUGGAGCCUAGGAAAGCGAAAGACGCUGGCAGAACGAAGUUGGUCGUUAAUGAACGCAAGGGUGCACUCUUCCUGGUAUGGAGCUUCCUGUUUCGGAAUUUGAUUGUAGUUUUCAAGUUUAUUUUUGGAAGCUGGAAAAAAUAACUCGAAGAAGUGUUUCUUUGUGCGAACAUUUCACAUAGUGCUUCAAGGAUGUGCGUUUAAUAUACAAUUAAAUGCGCGAUCCACCUUUGAUACUCUCUAGUACUUUUCUGAUAAUUCUAGUAAUUUAAAAUAUACGGUUGUGGUUUGCAGCUUACAA
Messenger RNA from Topomyia yanbarensis, 2658 nucleotides. RefSeq names its product fatty acyl-CoA reductase wat-like. Gene Ontology annotation, molecular function: alcohol-forming very long-chain fatty acyl-CoA reductase (NADP+) activity. The coding region runs from base 999 to 2501 and encodes 500 amino acids. Lineage: Eukaryota; Metazoa; Arthropoda; Insecta; Diptera; Culicidae. Gene Ontology annotation, biological process: long-chain fatty-acyl-CoA metabolic process. The transcript is spliced from 4 exons. Gene Ontology annotation, cellular component: peroxisome. The record is from RefSeq and is a predicted model, not a curated record.